Messenger RNA from Trematosphaeria pertusa, 1260 nucleotides. RefSeq lists its product as uncharacterized. The coding region runs from base 1 to 1260 and encodes 419 amino acids. Lineage: Eukaryota; Fungi; Ascomycota; Dothideomycetes; Pleosporales; Trematosphaeriaceae. The record is from RefSeq and is a predicted model, not a curated record. The transcript is spliced from 4 exons.
AUGUCCCCUGCCGGCCGUGUGCUUUGCCAGAAAUUGUGCGCCGCGAGGGCAGCAUGGAUCUGCGAGCUGAAUCCGCCGGGAGGGUUAGGCCCUGCUCGCCCAAGAGUUCCUGCAUACGCUAGGCCCGACGCCAACGUACCUACUACCUUCACGUCGCCCUCCGCUGCCUGGCGCGCGCCCCCUCCCCCCCGCGCGGGCUCUGCGCGCCGCAUGCCCUUCUGCGCGACGAGGAGGCAUCCGCAUAUGACACGCCGCUCAGACGCGACCGUGUCAGCGCCCGACCUGCCCCGCGGGAGCCGUUCCCCGAGGGCCCACUGCGCGCUGCUGAGUCCGCUCUCCAUCCCGGGCGGUUGGGAGGGCGCAUCUCUGCCCUCUGCACAGCGGUCCCGGGUCGCAGGCACGGCGUCGAAAAGGAGCGUUGCUUUUGCGCCUCUAUCGCAUGUUUCCUUUUGCGCGCUUCAGCACCGCCGUGCCGUUGAUAGGCUGCCACAUCCACGUGGGAUUGCGGAUUCCCGACCACACCCCUCGUACGCCCUCACACAGCUAUUUCGGGCGCCCCAGCAUCGUGCGCGGAAAUGUGCAUUCGCCGUCGAGCGCGUCUCCAGGCAGCACCCGUCCGCUCGCCAGGAGGCCUGUCCGGGCGACAAAUGCAGCGCCGAAUGGGCGUUGGCGCCGGCCAAACGUUCGCGUUUGAUCCACCGGCGCUACAUUGGCCAAGUCGCAGCCAGCCCGGCGUGGAUGUCACUCCCAGGUCCCCUCCGCUGGACAGCAGCCCGUCUCAUCAAGCGCACGGUCUGGGCUGCGACGUCGCGACAGCCUGUGUCAUUCUUCGCCGAGCGAGAUUUGGCCGUCUCUAUCUCAGACAGGUCGCAUCUGGCUCUGGACAGUGAUCGCUGCAAGCCUUCCGCUCCAAGGGAACGGAAGCUGUAUGCAGCCGUCCGCGUGGAUUCGUUGCUGCGACUCUGCUGCAGCUGCUGGGAUGCCUCCUGGAGCCGUUUCACGCACAAUCGUUCCUGCCUUUGUUCGCAUGCGCUUUUCGCCGCGAUCUGUCUCUUCAUCGUCGCAAUUGCCAUCGCUAUCGCCGUCGCCUCUCUUUUUCUCCCUUCCUUGUUACGAGCCGCGUCGCCCAGCGGUUGCUUUUGGCACGGAGCCCUCCCUGCGAUGACAUUGCCCUCCUUUCGUACGCUGCUCCGUACAGGCUUUGGCUCCUGCACAAUUUGCCAAAAUACGCCUUAUUAUAAACGCCGGUGCUGCCAAUAA